AUGAAUGGUCCAAUUGCUUUCCUGUUCAGGAAGCUGAGUGGCAGCAGUGGAGUGAAAGUGAGGAAGAUUUUGCCUCAGAGGAAGAAGAGACAGCAUAUGCACUCGUACUUGUCCCAGCAGGGGAGCUGUAUCAUUGAGCCGAGCUGCCAUCCCCGACUGGAUGGAGACAUCGAGACAGUCAGGAGUCUGUAUUCUUAUAAUUCCGUCACUAUCGGGGAAUAUCAAUCAAUCGACGAAGUGGAUGUUGAUCUGAACAUUAACGCCAACAUUUUGAAUGAGGACAUGGCUAUGGCCUGGAGAGUUCAUACAUCAGAGCCAAUUAUUGUUCGCCUGCACUUGUCUCGAUCUCAGUAUCUUGAUGGACCAGAACCAUCUGUUGAAGUCUUUCAGCCAUCUAAUAGACAUCAUUUUAAUCUUGGAAAACAACUGCAAAGUAUUUUAGCAGUUUUCAUCUCCCGAGAGUGGAACCAUCUGACUAAUGAGAACAUUACAGUGAGACAGAAGAAAAGGCACAGCUGGUUCAGACCUGGUGGAACCAUGAAGAAACUUCGUGCAAGACUUAGCAUUUGGCUACCACUGUCCAAAUCAAACACGCUGCAAGACCGCAGCCUGAGGGGAAGAUUUUUUUUGCCCGCUAUGAGACGGAAUCAUUUUGCCAAUCACACAAUGUCCUACAACAUCAAGAAUCCACCGGGAGAACUCUUCACUUACACACCCAGUGGAAAGAGGGUUGCCGUGUCAGGAGUGAAGUCGUCAGCUCAGCUCAGCACUAAGCAGCUGAUAGAGCUGCUGUUCUUCUCUCAGGCCAUAGGGCACUGCAAAACGAGCCCGACUCUACAACAUGGCUUCUUGGUGCAAGUCAUGAGGUACGCAGAGCAAAGAAUCCCCACGUUGAAUGAAUACUGCGUGAUUUGUGACGAGCGCCACGUUUUUCAGAAUGGCCCCCUGUUGAAGCCCGCCGUUUGCGCCAGGGAACUGUGCGUUUUUUCUUUUCACGCCAUGGGGGCCAUGUCCGGAGCCACAGAGGAGACAGCCACCGGUGCUGAGGUGAUCGACUUGCUGGUGGCGAUGUGCAGGUCAGCUCUGCAGUCGUCUCGCAAAAGGAUCAUAUUUGAACCGUACCCAUCUGUGGUUGAUCCAAAAAACCCCAAAAUGUUGGCCUUUUGUCCUAAGAGAAAGAGUUAUGAAAGGCUGGAAAAAGCCCUAGACAGUAUCCUGCUAAUUCGGAGCAUGGCACAGGGCUCGUAUUCAGAAAUAAAAAGGCAGAUGGACAAGACAGACCCUCUCGCCAUUCCUUUAUUGCAAUGGAUUUUAUCAAGCAACAGAUCUCACAUUGUCAAGCUUCCAGCCAACAGGCAACUGUCAUUUAUGCACACGCCUCACCAAUUCCUGCUCAUCAGCAGCCCUCCGACCAAAGAAGCUCGCUUUCAAACUGCACGCAAACUCUAUGGCAGCACCUUUGCUUUCCAUGGUUCUCACAUUGAAAAUUGGCAUUCUAUUUUAAGAAAUGGGCUUGUGAAUGCCUCCAAUACAAAAUUACAGAUGCAUGGAGCUGCAUAUGGCAAAGGGAUCUAUUUAAGCCCAAUCUCAAGCAUAUCUUUUGGAUAUUCUGACAUGGGCAAGGGACAACACCAGAUACCCUCUAAGGAAGAACUCCUGAAGAAGUAUAAUCACAUAAACAUAAUCCAACAAGAUGUUCCUUGCAGAUUUCUUCAAAGCAGCAACUUAAACUGUGUUGCACUUUGUGAAGUCAUAACAUCAAAUGAGCUCAAAAAGCACGGGAACAUCUGGAUGUGUCCCAUUCCCGACCACGUGUGCACACGUUUCCUCUUUGUGUAUGAAAACGGUUGCGUGGGGGAUGUCCACAUCAAUACUCAGGAAGAAGCCAUCCAGAACCAAAUUUUAGAAGUCAUUGCAACUAACCCCAGCUGAAAAAAAUUACAUUCCACGUAUGUUGUGAAGAUCUUUAAAAUUCCCAUUUUUGAUAAAAUGACAAA
Syngnathus typhle (broad-nosed pipefish) is the source of this 1997-nucleotide messenger RNA. RefSeq names its product protein mono-ADP-ribosyltransferase PARP6-like. The record is from RefSeq and is a predicted model, not a curated record. Gene Ontology annotation, cellular component: intracellular anatomical structure; endoplasmic reticulum tubular network; nuclear envelope. NCBI's taxonomy places the organism in Eukaryota, Metazoa, Chordata, Actinopteri, Syngnathiformes, Syngnathidae. The transcript has 21 exons. Gene Ontology annotation, molecular function: kinase binding; protein serine/threonine kinase activator activity; NAD+ poly-ADP-ribosyltransferase activity. Gene Ontology annotation, biological process: endoplasmic reticulum unfolded protein response. The coding region runs from base 1 to 1932 and encodes 643 amino acids.